UCCUUGUAGGGUUUUGCCAAUCCAAUAUAAGCGGCUGGUACGGUGCCAGCGGGCCCUAUGUCCGUCUUGGCCGGGCCCGCCCUCCGGCAUGUCUGGGGUGGGAAUCCGGGGAGGUGGGUUGGAUGCGGGUGGAUGGGGUUUCUCCAGACAAAUGUUUAUAAGGCCAUGGGCCGGCGACUCUGGGGCUCGAAGAGAUUCGUCCUUCGCCGUUCCUCCUUCCUCUCAGUCCUCACCCCAAGGAAGACCCUCCGCACGUCGACAACAUGGUGGGUGUCAAGGGUGUCAUAUCCGCUCCCAAAGCGGCAUUGUCCGAUCCCAUCCUCUCGCGUUUGGUCGCGGAGGAUACGGUGCCAUGGUACAGGAAGCCUAACAUGCGUCUCAUGUACUUGUGGCUCUUCCUGUGCUGUAUGGGUGUCGAGAUGACGUCCGGUUUCGAUUCCCAGCUCAUCAACACCUUGCAAUUCUCCGACCCCUUCAACAGAUAUUUCGGAAAUGGCUACUACGACACCAAGAAGAAGAAAUUCUCGAUUGAGCCAGCCAUGCUUGGCUUCAUCUCCUCCUGCUACCAACUCGGCUCCAUUCUUGCGGUUCCCAUUGCCCCCUACUGCAACCAGCGAUGGGGCAGGAGGUGGUCCAUCAUGGUUGGCUCACUCAUCAUGGUCGUCGGCUCUAUUCUGCAAGGUUUCUCUCAGCACGUGGCCAUGUACAUCAUCGCCCGCAUGCUCCUCGGUGUUGGCAUUCUCUUUUGCAUCAUUUCCGGCUCUGCUUUGAUCGGUGAACUGGGUUAUCCCAAGGAGCGCCCUAUUCUGACCUCCCUAUUCAACUCCUCCUAUUUCAUUGGAUCCAUUAUCGCUGCCGCAAUCGCCAUCAAAACCGCCGAGAUUAAGGGAAACUGGAGCUGGCGUCUUCCAUCACUUCUACAGAUUUGCCCGUCUCUGCUCCAGAUCUGCACUGUUUACCUUCUCCCGGAGAGCCCUAGAUGGCUUGUCAGCCAGGACCGUGAGGAUGAGGCUUUCGCCGUUCUGACCAAGUAUCACGCUGAGGGUGAUGCAAACUCGGCCAUUGUCCAAGCCGAGAUGGCCCAGAUCCGUUCGACUAUCAAGCUCGAGUUGGAGCAUUCCAAGCAGUCUUGGUGGGAUAUGUUCCGCACUGCCGGUAUGCGUCGCCGUGCUCUCAUCGCAACCUUCAUGGGUCUCUUCACUCAGAUGUCCGGCAAUACCCUUCUGUCCUACUACUCCAACCUUCUCUUCGAGAUGAUGGGCUACGAUACUUCCUUCGCCAAGACCAGGAUCAACAUCGCCAACCAAUGUUGGAGUUUCCUCAAUGCAACUAUCAUCGCUCUCAUUGUUCCCCGCUUCAAGCGCCGACACAUGUUCAUGCUUUCGUCAGCGACCAUGUGUUUGGUCUUCAUUGCCAUGACAGUCUCUUUCAACAGACUUCGCGUUGCAAAGGACGCGGGCUAUAAAAACAACUCGGCGUCCAUUUCCGCCCUGAUCUGGUACUUCGCGUACUCGCCCUGCUAUAACAUUGGAAACAACUCUCUGACCUACACCUACCUCGUCGAACUCUUCCCUUACGCCCAGCGUACUAUGGGUAUUGGAAUUGAGCAGAUCUUCGGCAAGUGCGCUGGGUUCUUCUCCACCAACGUCAAUCCCAUCGCCCUCGAUGCUAUAGAUUGGAAGUACUUGGCCAUUUACUGCGGUUGGAUCGCAUUCGAAUUCGGCUUCGUCUUCACUUUCUAUCCUGAGACGCAUGGUCGUACUCUCGAGGAGCUUGCUUUCUUGUUCGAAGACAAGGAGCUCGCCGACAAGGCCGUUGCAGCCGUCGAGAAGCAGAUCCAUGAGGUGGAAGCUGGGCAUGAGAAAGGUAGUACCACUGUCGUCGAGCGCACCGUUUAGGUCCGGAGACUGUGUUACAGUUGGGUAGUUUUGCA
Molecule: messenger RNA, 1933 nt
Organism: Westerdykella ornata
Lineage: Eukaryota; Fungi; Ascomycota; Dothideomycetes; Pleosporales; Sporormiaceae
Product: hexose transporter-like protein
Exons: 6
Coding region: 264-1898 (544 amino acids)
Biological process (GO): carbohydrate transport; transmembrane transport
Cellular component (GO): membrane
Molecular function (GO): carbohydrate:proton symporter activity
Source: RefSeq, a predicted model, not a curated record